Frankliniella occidentalis (western flower thrips) is the source of this 1450-nucleotide messenger RNA. RefSeq lists its product as uncharacterized. The coding region runs from base 81 to 521 and encodes 146 amino acids. The record is from RefSeq and is a predicted model, not a curated record. The transcript is spliced from 3 exons. Lineage: Eukaryota; Metazoa; Arthropoda; Insecta; Thysanoptera; Thripidae.
UCAAACUGCACAAACACCCCAUGACAUCUACGUGACGCACUCUCUGCCCUGCUCACUCUGUUGCCCUAGGGCGGGUAUAAAUGCCGGUACCGCUGCAAGGUGCGAGCCACAUCACCAUGCAGGCCUCUUUGGUGUGCUUCGUGUGCCUGUGCGGCAUGUGGGCGGUGGCCGAGCCGCAGAUUGGAGGGCUCCUGGCAGGCGGUGCCCAGACCAUCGGCCAGGCCGCAGGCAGCAUCGCCGGUGCGGGAAACGUCGGAGCGGGCGGGUCUGAAACCUACGAGAUAGAUUCGCCACUCCUAGGGCACAUUAAGGUGCAUAAAGAAGGCCAGGUUGGUGCCAGUAGCGCGGUCGGAGCACAGGCUCAGGGCCUGACGAUGGGCGCCGUGCAGCAGACGGCUGCCUUGCCCGUGGCCCCAGGAUUCGGCCAGCCCAUCGGCCAGACCCUUGGCCAGCCCUUCGGCCAGCAGCCCUUCGGUGGGGUAUCCGCAGGCGCGCCGACGUCCCCGUUCUUCUCCGGGUAAAGACUGUCGAGAAGGCGAGCGCAGCGGCGGGCAAGGCGUCUCUUCCACAGACUGAGACUGAGGGGCAACCUGUGACUCAACAGUAAAACAAUUGAGGAAACAUCUUAAACAGAGCUCGUGUUCGCUCUUCCUUCCACACCCUUCCUCUGAACACACGCACUUCCUUUCCUUUUCUGCCAGUGGAGGGGGAAAGGGGGGGGGGGGUUCAAGCAAUGUCCUACCUGAAAUGCUGGAGUGAUGUAUCUCGUCUGUAAACAGUUGCGGAAUUUCUCGUUGCCCAAUUUAAGCGAUAUCUAUUUUCGUCGCUCGAUCUAAGUGAUGACGAUGGGAAAAUACCAGUCCAUACCAGAGGUGGCACACAGAGAAAAUGGUUCCAUUGAACUAACGGUAGUCCCCUUCUUAUUCCAACGGAAAUUUCCGUUCAUAUAAACAUGCUAGAAUUUUAAUUUGAAGGAGCUUUCUUUGUUUUAAAGGAUGAUUCUUCACCCUAUGGCCAUUUUUCCUUUAAAGCAUAUGCAAAUCACAUGAAUCAAGAGAAAAAUUCUAGCAUAACAUCAGACAUAAAAUCAACGGAACCGUUUUCUGGGUGCAGGUGGCUGCGCACUUUUUUGUAGUUAUACUGUGCGACAUGUACGCGUGCGGGUGGGUUACCUACUCGCACGUGGUAGCAAGGAUCCGUGGUAGACGAGGAUACGCACACCCUCCCGCACCCAUGCGAGGGGGAGAUCACUUCAAAAAUCAAAUCAAAAAGUCCAAAUGAUAUCAAGAAAUCAAAAUGAAAUCACAAAAAAAUCACGAAAAAGUCAAAAUGACAUCAAAAGAAUUAAAAUCAAAUCAAAGAGCUCAAUAUAAAAUCAAAAAAUAAUCGUAAAUAAGUUUGAAUCUAAGUAACCUAAUCGGGAAAAAAUCAGAAUAAAAGGAACUGAAAU